Messenger RNA from Xyrauchen texanus (razorback sucker), 5383 nucleotides. RefSeq names its product IQ motif and SEC7 domain-containing protein 1-like. The transcript is spliced from 14 exons. Bases 48 to 4778 code for a protein of 1576 amino acids. The record is from RefSeq and is a predicted model, not a curated record. Gene Ontology annotation, molecular function: guanyl-nucleotide exchange factor activity; protein binding. NCBI's taxonomy places the organism in Eukaryota, Metazoa, Chordata, Actinopteri, Cypriniformes, Catostomidae. Gene Ontology annotation, biological process: actin cytoskeleton organization; regulation of ARF protein signal transduction.
CCCACUGUACCUAUCAGGUGGUGGGGGGGAAGAGUUGGGCCCAAAUCAUGGAGUCCAACACAGACAGCCCAUGUCGGGCUGUAGAGUACCUACUGGAGCUCAAUAACAUAAUUGAGAGCCAGGCCAAACUUUUAGAUUCGCAACGUAAACGCAUCGAGGAGCUCGAAACACAGCUAGACCGUGUCAACCAGGAAAACCAGAGCCUACGACAGGACAGGAGCCCAGGAACCGAGAACUCAAUGCAGAAUCACAGCUACAACCAGAGCUCUAAGCCUGGCCAGCCAUCAUCGCUACCAAACCACAAUGCAGGAGGUGUCCAUCAGAACAGCAACAGUACCAUACCUUCAUCCACGAUGCCUGGUCCAGCUCGACGGAUGCACGCAAGGUUGACUAGAGGCCUGUCUUGGGGGUCAGUCACUGUUGAGAAAGAAAGGGGACGACAGAAUCAAAAUGACAGCUCUGGUACCAGCAACACGUCGACUCUACGGAAACAUGAGGUGGAAACCCAGGGUUCAGAUUCACGUCCCUUCUCAGACAGUUCCUGCAGUAAAUCUCCUUACAUACACAGCUCUGACCAUUACGGGAACAACAGCUGUGGCCCCCCAGGACCCCGGGUGCCUUUUGUGGCCCCUCCAAGCACAGCCAGCCUUGCCUGGGCCCAGCGUACACGUAACCAACCAGCUAGCCUGGCCCUACGUAAACAAGAGGAAGAGGAGAACAAGAGGUGCAAAGCUUUAUCGGACAACUAUGAGCUCUCUACAGACCUACAAGACAAGAAGGUGGAGAUGUUGGAGAAGAAAUAUGGAGGUUACUUCGUGAGCAGACGAGCAGCACGCACCAUCCAGACAGCGUUCCGUCAAUAUCGCAUGAACAAGAACUUUGAGCGCCUGCGCAGCUCAGCUUCUGAGAGCCGGAUGACACGCCGCAUUAUCCUUUCCAACAUGCGACUGCAGUACUCGUUUGAUGACCGGCACCCUCAACUGCCCACCCCGACUCACUACAGUCACAGUCCAGGAAUGGGUCCUCCCCAUUCUCCAACCUGCACCACAGAGCCAAGCUCCCCACGGCCAGAGUACACUCACCUAGAGGACUCCUUCUCUAAACAAGUGAAGUCCUUGGCCGACUCCAUUGAUGAUGCCCUGACAUGUCGACCACGGCGAAAUGAUUCCCAGGAAGGCAUAGGGGAUGGAAGUGCUGUUGUGGAUGACUUUGGAGAGUGCAUCUGGAGCAGCAACAGCCAUGCAUCCCUCCGCAGAGGCCUUGGAGACAGGGAUCGAGGAGGUACUGGAGGUUUGAGCAUGCACGAGGAUAGCACAGCCACCUCCUACAGCGACGUCACACUCUACAUGGACGACGGACUACCUUCUUCACCGCUGUCCCUAGACCGAGCACCUAGCAGCACGGACACCGAGUUCUGGGGGGGUGUUGGAUGCGGGGUAGGCGGUAGGGAAGACAGCCGUGACACAGAAGGGGGAGGGAGCAGCAACAGUCGUCGAAGCACACCUUGCACAGAAUGUCGCGAUUACCGUUUACGGGGAGGACACUUACCGCUCCUUACAAUUGAACCACCUAGCGAUAGCUCAGUGGACAUGAGUGACCGCUCAGACCGAGGUUCCCUUAAUAGACAACUAGUUUACGAGCAGGACACAGGGGGAGGGUCGCCUCAAGGGACACUAAAACACAACCCCAAUGCUCAUGCAAUAUCCUCGACAGCCGCGCAAGGUCAAACGCGUCCAGGUAGCAGAUCGCUACCAUCACAUAUCCCACACCACAUGGCUCAUCAUCACCACCAUCAUCACCACCACCAUCACCAGUAUCCUGACACCCCCUCAUCCUCUUCCUCACCUCAACAGCCCCCGGCCACGCCUCUUUCAUCCUCCUCCUCAGCACCGAUGCCCUCUGAUGGCCUGGAGCAGCAGUGCUGCUCAGAUGGUGAUAAUGACUCGCUAAACUCCACCACAAACUCGAAUGAGACCAUUAAUUGCAGCUCAGGCUCCUCAUCAAGGGACAGUCUAAGAGAGCCACUGCCCCCUCUAGGAAAACAGACCUACCAGAGAGAAAGCCGACACAGCUGGGACUCUCCUGCCUUUAACAAUGAUGUGGUACAGAGAAGACAGUAUCGCAUCGGACUGAAUCUCUUCAACAAGAAGCCAGAGAAGGGUAUCCAGUACUUGAUUGAGAAGGGCUUUGUUUCAGACACACCAGUGGGCAUCGCUCGCUUCAUCUUGGAGAGAAAAGGCCUGAGUCGACAGAUGAUUGGAGAGUUUCUUGGCAACAGGCAGAAGCAGUUCAACAAAGAUGUAUUGGACUGUGUUGUGGAUGAAAUGGACUUUUCCGGAAUGGAUCUCGAUGACGCUCUGAGGAAGUUCCAGGCUCAGAUAAAAGUGCAGGGAGAGGCCCAGAAAGUGGAAAGACUUAUUGAGGCCUUCAGUCAGAGGUACUGCGUUUGUAAUCCAGCACUGGUGAGACAGUUCCAGAACCCAGACACAAUCUUCAUCCUGGCUUUUGCCAUUAUCCUCCUCAAUACAGACAUGUACAGCCCCAACAUCAAAGCAGAGAGGAAGAUGAAGCUGGAUGAUUUCAUCAAGAACCUGCGAGGGGUAGAUAAUGGUCAGGACAUCCCACGUGACUUACUAGUUGGAAUCUACCAUCGCAUUCAGAAGUGGGAACUGAGGACCAAUGAUGAUCAUGUUUCUCAAGUCCAAGCAGUGGAGAGAGUCAUAGUGGGCAAGAAACCUGUUUUGUCUCUGCCUCACCGCAGGCUGGUGUGCUGCUGUCAGCUCUAUGAAGUCCCAGACCCCAACCGUCCUCAGAGGUCUGGAGUCCACCAGAGAGAGGUCUUCCUAUUCAAUGAUCUGAUUGUGGUUACCAAGAUCUUCCAGAAGAAGAAGACCUCUGUCACAUACAGUUUCAGACAGUCCUUCCCUCUGGUGGAAAUGCAGGUUCACAUGUUUCAAAACUCCUACUACCCUCAUGGUGUCAGACUAACAUCAGCAAACCCAGGUGGCGAGCGUAAAGUUUUGAUUGUGUUCACAGCUCCCAGUCAACAGGAUCGCACACGGUUUGUCAGUGAUCUGAGGGAGAGCAUUGCAGAGGUGCAGGAAAUGGAGAAAUACAGAGUGGAGUCUGAGCUGGAGAAGCAGAAGGGUGUGAUGCGCCCCAGCCUGCUCACCAACAGCAUUAUGGGUGGAGGAGUGGGUGGGGUCAAGAAUGAAGUGGUCAAUGGCACUAUGGGCAGGCCCAGUCUGGAUGACAACUAUUCCCCAGGAGAGGGCCUCAAACGCACUGCUCUCAGCUCCUCACUGAGGGACCUGUCUGAAUCAGGGAAACGUGGCCGCAGAAACAGCGUUGGUUCCCUUGACAGUACAAUGGAAGUAAGUCUCAGUGAAGCAGAGCAGUCCGCAGCCUCACCAGCGUUACCAAGUAGCCACUGUGCUUCCGGGAUGCUAUGGAACAGAAGACUACCGGCCUCACCGCCCCAUCCUGAGCCCCGGAGUGGGGAUGGGGGGUGGGUCGGGGCAGCAACACACACCUGCGGUGACAGGCACUGGGCCAGUCUCCAGCAGCACAGAGAGAGGAAUGAGUGGAGUGGGUACUGGGACCAACAACAACACAGGCUCCUUCCUGGGCUCCCUGUUUGGGGGCAAACGAGCCAAAGCUCCUACCAUCCCACCGGGGCCACCCUACCCCGCCCCUGUGGCCCCACCAACCACCGGAGGACCGCCGCCUCCAUCCCCUUCCUCUCUAUGUCCGGCGGAGGGAGGGGGACCUUCCAAAAUCCAAGCCCUGCACGCCCAGUACUGCCACACUACAAGCAACAGUGUCAGUGGGCAGCCUCCACCUCCAUACUACCACCACCAUCGCUACCACACGCAGACCAUGCCGUCAUCUGGUCAGGUGCACCAUACGCUUCAGCGGGUUACCUUGCCUCGUCGGCCGCCCCCCAACCCCUCCGUGCACUCCCCGUACCAGCCGCUCUCCCAGCAUACUUUGCAGGGUCGCUACGGGAGUAUGGGCAACAUGGGCUCCGGCCCCCCUCCCCCCCUUUCUCCUCACUCCCCACUCUCCCCUCACCCACAGUUUGUGCUGUUCCACACACAACCCACACACUCGGCCAGAGGGGGCGCCACCAACAAGCCCCCUCUUACGCUGUCACAUUCGCACCCACACACACACUCCCUCACCCACCCUGUGCACGUGCAAACGCCGCACCCGGCAUCCCACCCCGUGCACCAGCCUCACUUCGUCUUCACCAGCCCUCCUCCUCCGCCUUUCCCUGCUCCCACUCAGCCGCCUCCAGUCUCUGCAUCCGCCACUGCCCACCACGGGCAGCCGGCCGCCCAGUAUCUGCCCCAGUAUCCACCGCUGUCCUCCAUCCCCCCUCCCCCCCUCCACUCCCCUUUACCCCCCCCUUCCUCCCCCCUUAUCCCUCUUACACCUCUCUCCCCUCUCCCCCCCCAGCACCAAGGCCCUCCUUCCCAACCGGGGGGUCAGCAAGGACCCUUGCCGGGUCAGACUGGAGCAGGACCUGGGGGGACGGGUACAGUCGAACGCGCCAAAUCCAAAUCUACCAACCGGAUCAGCACGGUAGUGUGAGCCGGGGGAAGUCACGAGGCUGGGGUUCCCUGAAGGGUCCUUUGGUGGCUGGAGGAGGGACUACUGCGAGGGUGGAGGAGGUGGGCUGCAGCAGGUCAAAAGGCGAUAACAACACUAGUGGCAAAAAGAAACGCAGCCUCCUGAGACUCUGUUACUUUCACUUGCGUUUCCCACAAGUUUAGGGCUAAAAAACGGGCACUGAAGGGACUUGACGAGAAAAAGCUGUGCAAACAAACAUGUGAGCAUGUGGUAUAACGUGGUGACAACAAAGUAUACAGAUAGUUUGAUACACAUGAAGGCUCUCAGGUAGAUUAGUGCUGAGUUGUUGUAGAUGCCAUUGUCAUAUGGUAAUGGAGCCAAACAAUAACUUUCAUGCUUCUCCUUAAAAAAAAUAACACAUUUAGGCAUAAUUUAUAAUCCUUAAGCAUGCAAAAGGAUUACAAACAUGUGGACUCAAAUAAAAAUCAAAUGUCCACAGUCUUGAUUCAAUUGCUUGUAGCCAUAAUGUUAGGGGGAAAUGUUUGGAUAGCACUUUCAUUAUUGCAGGUAUUCACAGGCAUUGCUGAACCAGUUUGAAUACCUUUUUUGAACUGAGAACCUGUCCAGAAAAUGUGAAGACUAGAUAGCAUACUAAUGACUCUAUACUCCAUAUAUUCUAAGACAUUAAAAUCAAAGCACAGUACAUGUUCAAUGAUCUAUUACAUUCCAGAAUAACUGUCCAAGUGAAACGUGUUUAGCAUUAGUCAAUAGCAGUUGCAAAUAUGCAAUAAACUUUUCACAAAAUUGA